UAACUCUUUCUCACAUCUCAUGCCACAACAUCCACCUUCCACUUCAACCUCAACUUCACCCAUCUUCUGUCUCUCCUCCAAUGGCCUCUCAUCAACGCUCUCCUGCAAUAAAGGGCGCGAAGGUUUUGAUGGUAGGGGCGGGGGGAAUAGGGUGCGAGCUUCUCAAGACUCUAGCCCUUUCUGGGUUUGAAGAUAUUCAUAUUAUUGACAUGGACACUAUAGAAGUGAGUAACCUUAAUAGACAGUUUUUAUUUCGGCAAUCGCAUGUUGGGCAAUCCAAGGCCAAGGUUGCUCGGGAUGCAGUCUUAAGAUUUAGGCCUCAUAUAAGCAUUACGUCAUAUCAUGCAAAUGUCAAGGACCCUGACUUCAAUGUGGACUUCUUUAAGCAAUUUAAUGUUGUUCUCAAUGGUCUUGACAAUUUAGACGCGAGGCGACAUGUGAACCGCCUUUGCUUGGCAUCUGAUGUACCUUUGGUUGAAAGUGGAACAACUGGGUUCCUUGGACAGGUUACUGUACAUGUGAAGGGUAAAACAGAGUGCUAUGAGUGCCAGCCAAAACCCACUCCAAAGACAUAUCCCGUCUGUACUAUUACUAGUACCCCAUCCAAGUUUGUACAUUGCAUCGUAUGGGCAAAAGACCUACUUUUUGCGAAGUUAUUUGGAGACAAGAAUCAGGAAAAUGACCUAAAUGUGCGUUCUAGUGAUGCUGCCAGCUCAUCACAGCAAGCAGAGGAUGUUUUUGAACGUCAAAAUGAUGAAGGCAUUGAUGAAUAUGCAAAGCGAAUAUAUGAUCAUGUGUUUGGUUAUAACAUUGGAGUUGCUUUAUCUAAUGAAGAGACUUGGAAAAACCGUAAUAGACCAAAGCCCUUAUAUAGCAGAGAUGUCUUUCCUGAGGAACCAAGUCAACAGAAUGGAAAUAUGGAUAAAAAUUGUGCAACUGAUGAUCCAUUAUCAGUGUCUGCCAUGGCAUCUCUGGGUCUGAAGAAUCCACAGGAUAUAUGGAGCCUCCUAGAAAAUUCAAGAAUCUUUCUUGAGGCUCUCAAACUAUUUUUUGGGAAGAGAGAGAAGGAGAUCGGAAACCUGAGUUUCGAUAAAGAUGAUCAGUUGGCUGUAGAAUUUGUUACUGCUGCAGCGAAUAUCCGUGCUGCUUCUUUUGGGAUUCCUCUGCAUAGCCUUUUUGAAGCAAAAGGUAUCGCUGGGAACAUUGUGCACGCUGUUGCAACAACAAAUGCUGUUAUUGCUGGCUUGAUUGUGAUUGAGGCAAUUAAGGUGCUGCAAAGGGAUGCAAACAACUACAGGAUGACAUAUUGUCUUGAGCAUCCAUCGAGAAAGAUGCUUCUUAUGCCAGUGGAACCAUUUGAACCUAACAAAUCCUGCUAUGUUUGUUCUGAGACACCUUUAUUGCUCGAAGUUAAUACUCACCGCUCAAAGUUACGGGACUUCGUUGAAAAGAUUGUUAAGGCCAAGCUUGGCAUGAAUUGUCCAUUGAUUAUGCAUGGACCAGCUCUUCUUUAUGAAGUUGGUGAUGAUCUUGAUAAAGAUAUGGCAGUCAAUUAUGCUGCAAACCUUGAGAAGGUGCUAUCUGAGCUUCCUUCUCCAGUUACUGGUGGGACUAUGCUCACAGUUGAAGACCUUCAACAGGAGUUCACAUGCAAUAUUAAUAUUAAGCAUAGAGAGGAAUUUGAUGAGGAGAAGGAGCCUGAUGGCAUGCUACUUUCUGGAUGGACACAAGCUCCUAGAGUAGAAAAGGAUGACAAUAAGACUGUGGGCAAUGGUGGGAGCAGUACAUCAAAUGCAUCGUCUGCAAUGCCAGUGGAGGCUGAAGAGGAUGAUGACAUAGAGUUCGUUCCCACUGGGAAGAAAAGAAAAGUGGGUGAGAUUUCCAAGGCCACCAAUCCAAAUAUUUCUGAUGUUGCUGAUGAUGAUGUUCUUGUCAUGCUUGAUGGUGAGAAUUUGGACAUCAACAAGAAGAAAAAGUUGCAAUAGAUCUUUGUUGGAGUUGGUUGUGGAGGGCUUCUCACACUCUAAUUUUGUACCAUUAGGAGAAAAUGGUGAUUCUUUUCUGCUCAUAACUCUGGAAUUGUCAUUUUUAGGCGCCAAACUUUAGUCUUUUGCUUAAGUUAGAUACAAGUAAUUGUUUUUUGCCACUUAUUGUUCCAAAGUGUAGCAACAAUGUGUAUUCUUCCUAACCUAAUUUAAUAGGGUCAGUGUGACUAGAAUUUGAAUGUUAUAAUGUGUUGGAAACACUUGUAAGCUGAUUGGAAAUCAGUGAAUGAACUAAUGGUGUUAGAUUUGUGCAAGCUA
Messenger RNA from Vitis riparia (riverbank grape), 2303 nucleotides. RefSeq names its product SUMO-activating enzyme subunit 2. NCBI's taxonomy places the organism in Eukaryota, Viridiplantae, Streptophyta, Magnoliopsida, Vitales, Vitaceae. The coding region runs from base 81 to 1985 and encodes 634 amino acids. The transcript has 11 exons. Gene Ontology annotation, biological process: protein sumoylation. Gene Ontology annotation, molecular function: SUMO activating enzyme activity. Gene Ontology annotation, cellular component: SUMO activating enzyme complex; cytoplasm. The record is from RefSeq and is a predicted model, not a curated record.